Molecule: messenger RNA, 676 nt
Organism: Andrographis paniculata
Lineage: Eukaryota; Viridiplantae; Streptophyta; Magnoliopsida; Lamiales; Acanthaceae
Exons: 2
Coding region: 7-552 (181 amino acids)
Source: RefSeq, a predicted model, not a curated record
CAGGCAAUGACACAGCCAAAAAAGGAAAAGGUUCCAACAGCAACAGCACACAUCACCAAAAGGCAAUUAACAACCAAUCCAAAACCACGCAAAAAUUCCACAAUUUCCCAAUCAAAUCCUCAGAACAAUCAACAAGUAACAAAAGCAACCAUACCUGUUGGAAUUGGAAUGGAAGGCUCUUCCAUAGCAGUGGCCGCCGCCGCAGCGUUUGCCUUAUCAGCUGGUUGCAGCCUCCUCCUCUUCUUCCUCCCCUGCGAUAAAACCGCCACCGCAGCACGCAGCUCCUUCUCGAAGCCAAUUCACCCCUGCAUAAGAACUAAUUCCUCCACAUCCACAGUGAAAGGAGGAGCGAGAAAGCAAGUGAGAUUCGUCGGAGUGGAAGAUGGUGAUAGCAAUCAGAACAAGAAAAUGGUGAAGAAAGCGGCGGCGGCGGCGAGGAAAUCCCCCGGCGGGAGGAAGCAAAGGGGAAGCGUACCGGAGAACUGGCGGCGUCUGUACUGUGGAAUCAACCGCUACAGAUCGCAGCAAGCUGCUCUGCUUAUGUAUGCAUGAUCGAAAUUUGUGCCAGCUGUAAUUUCCUAAAAACAAUUAAAUUAAAUUAAAAAUUGAAGGGUGUGUAGUGUAGCUGUACAUAUUUGCCUGUCUUUAUUUAAGAUGGACUGCUUGUAUUUAUUUA